AUGGCAUUUGAGAGGAGGCGGGCGGCAAGGGGAGACUCUGAAACAACGAAACCCGUGGCCGAGGUAGGGGAAGGAGAAGAACCGCUCAGCGUUGAUGAAGAGCCCCCAUUCGAUGCUGAGGACAUCGAGGCAAAUACACAACUGGAGACACUCAUUAUGAAUAGGCAUCUCUUGUUCCCAAAUGCUGUACAGCUAUCAGAACAGCAGCCGACCCUAAAGCGAAGACCACUCACAGUGCGCAAGGCCAACGGACAAAGCCGAGCACCACCAGGAAGGUCAACAAUUUCGAAUAGUAAGCCGGUCGUCAGAAAACAGGCAGCUGCCUUCGGGAAAGCUCAACCUACACGUGACGAGGUUUUGCAGAGACUGAAGGUGAUUCAGCGAGAAACUCAGAAUCUUCAGCGAGCAACCACAAGGGCAAAAGAUGCCAAAGCAAAUAGUGAUGGGCUGAAGAGCGAACCGCAUGGGAAUCCCGGUCAGCCUCAGUCCCCCGUGUCUGUUGCGGAGGUGCAAAAAAUAGCAGAUGCUAGUGCUGAACUGAAGACGCUCGUUGACGAUUUUGAAGCUCUUUCAACAGAAGCUCUUACGUUCAGAAGAGAGAGACCCGACCUGUUGCGUCCCGACAGCGAUGAGGAUGAAAAUAUUUCCGAGGUGUCUGCAGACUGUUGGAAGCUUGAAAAUGAAGUGCAAACUAUUCUCCUUGCUGCAAGAGACUUGCAGAUAUCUGUUUCAAAUCUUGUACAAGUGCAAAAUAAGGUAGAAAAGCUCGCAAAUUCUUCAACGAUCAAGGACGUAGCCCAGUAUGGGGAAAGAAUAGAGAGUCACAUGUAAUGCGAAGAGGUGAGAUUGUUAGCGUGGCAAAAGCCCUAGAAUCUAGAGAAAGAACGAAUAGGAAGGAAAAGUUUUGUUUUA
This is a messenger RNA of Chondrus crispus (carragheen), 912 nucleotides long. RefSeq lists its product as hypothetical. The record is from RefSeq and is a predicted model, not a curated record. NCBI's taxonomy places the organism in Eukaryota, Rhodophyta, Florideophyceae, Gigartinales, Gigartinaceae. The transcript is spliced from 2 exons. The coding region runs from base 1 to 831 and encodes 276 amino acids.